This is a messenger RNA of Camelina sativa (false flax), 1388 nucleotides long. NCBI's taxonomy places the organism in Eukaryota, Viridiplantae, Streptophyta, Magnoliopsida, Brassicales, Brassicaceae. The record is from RefSeq and is a predicted model, not a curated record.
AAUCAAGAAACCACAUCUCUCUGUUUCCAAUCAAGCGUUCAUGGCUUCUUCUUGGAAGCGUUUGUUGCCACCUGAGCUAAUAGAAGAGAUACUAAUCAGGACUCCUGCUGAGUCUUUGAACCGAUUCAAGUCGACGUGCAAGCAAUGGUACGAUCUCAUCACCGACAAAAGAUUCAUGUACAAUCACUUGGAUCGCUCUCCGCAACGUUUCAUAAGGAUCGAUGAUGGUCAGACGGUUCAAAUCAUGGAUCCGGUGACCGGAAUCCAUAAAGAUUCACCAGUCCCAGACGUGUUCCGUUAUCCACAUUCGCUUCUUGAUUCUAUGGUUCACUGUGAUGGACUCAUGCUGUGUUUCGGUGGUUACCCGAUUUACGAUAGAGAAAGAGACGUCGAUCUUGCAGUUUGGAAUCCGGUUACGAGUAAAAUCAAAUGGAUCGAACCGUUGGUCUGUUACUCUGAAACUGAUUACUUUGGGAUUGGAUACGACAAUACGUGUCGCCAUAACUACAAGAUCUUGAGGUUUUCUGGUCCUCUGACUUUUGAUGAUCCAGAACAGUGUGAGAUCUAUGAAUUCAAGUCUGAUUCGUGGAGAACUGUUGAUGCUAAGUUCGAUUGGGAUGUUGAUCCUCAGUGCAAAGGUGUGUCAGUGAAUGGUAAUAUGUAUUGGGUUACUGAUGCUGCGCCUGUAUAUAAUCAAAUGCAAGGGUUUAUUCUAAGUUUUGAUUUCACCAUGGAAACGUUCAAGAACCUAUGUGUUUGUCCUCCUUUCCACGAGACUAGACAAUUAGCCUGUUUCAGUGGAGAUAGGCUCUCUUUAUUACUACAAGAUAUACAACAUGGUAUCGAAGAUGUAUCAACUGAGAUUGAGGUGUGGGUGACAAACAAGUUGACUGAUGGAGUUGUGUCGUUUACCAAAUAUUUUAAUGUCACUAGCCCUCAGCUUCCGUUGUUACAGUUCCAUACUGAUACGGCUCGUCCGGGAUACUCCAUUGGAAAUCACAAAAACAUCAUGGCAUGGUGCGAAGAAAAAGUCAAGGAAGACGAUGAUACGUGGGGUGCUUGCAUCACUUUUUACCAAAUUGAUCAAGGUGGGAUCAGAAAACAAAUCGAGACAGGACGACAUGGAUAUUACUUCGGUGACCCGAUUAUUUGUAGCUAUGUGUACGUUCCAAGUCUGAUUCCGGUUCCAGACUAAGAAGGUUGUUCUGUGUUCUUGAAACUCUGUUUUUUUUUAUUUUUCUUUGUGUUUAUUUAUCGUUGAUCAAGGAUCAUCCUUCUACCAUGUAUUUUGGCAUCAACUAUGUUACUGUACUGCAGAUGUUAUUGACAUAGACUAAGUUUUCAAUUCUGUUAUGAUCUUGGCAAGUUUUACGUUUUGGUCCACAGUA